Molecule: messenger RNA, 763 nt
Organism: Glossina fuscipes
Lineage: Eukaryota; Metazoa; Arthropoda; Insecta; Diptera; Glossinidae
Gene: mRpL43
Product: 39S ribosomal protein L43, mitochondrial
Exons: 3
Coding region: 94-678 (194 amino acids)
Biological process (GO): mitochondrial translation
Cellular component (GO): mitochondrial large ribosomal subunit
Molecular function (GO): structural constituent of ribosome
Source: RefSeq, a predicted model, not a curated record
CCGUUUUUUAACAUGAUUAAGUUUUUAACGUGAUGUAAGAGGAAUUCUGGGAAAGAUUAAUAAACAUAAAAAUAUUAACAAACAGCUAACAAAAUGUCCAAUAGUCAUCUGUUCCUCAAAUCAGGCUUUCCACGUGCACCAUUACAAAACGGUUUAGGACGGUACGUUUGUCAAUUGCAACGCGUUACCUUAAAAUUUUGCAAACAUCAUGGCUCGAGCAGAGGAAUGCGUGCAUUUCUCGAAAAUCAUUUGGUAGAUUUUGCUAAGGAAAAUCCCGGAAUUGUAGUGUACGUAAAGCCUCGCCGUCAUCGAACUCCAGUUUUAGUGGGCGAAUAUCUUAAUGGCGAUCGUGAGUGGCUUAAUUGCCGCAAUAAUACCAAAGAUGAAAUUCUUAAAUGGAUGCAGUUAUUGAAGACACAAAAUGGUUCCUCCAGCUCUUUGCGCUUAAGGAAAAUGUGGCAUACAGAUGUGCCGUCCAUACAAGGACCAUGGACACCAUUUACGCUCAAAAGUCCUGAUACCAAUUUAACUACAUAUCCAAAUACCAAUGACUCUCAGCCGCUGGAUAUUGAAGAAUCUGCUACCGAGAAAUUAAUCGAGUUAUUUAAAAAACAAAAGCUUAAUGACCAAAGUGUAAAUUCAAUUGAUGCGAAGCAAUGUCUAAAAGAGCUUGAGUAGCCCAUGUCGUUUUUAUAUUUAAAUGAAAUUCAUAGAUUAAUGGAACUAUAAAUGAUCACAUGAGCAUAAAAGAUGGGUUAACUUC